GGGUUCGUGGGUGCCACCUGCGAGAACGACUCCCGCACCUGUGGGAACCUGCACUGCCUGAACGGUGGCACCUGCAUCUCCAUCCACAAGAGCUCCAAGUGCAUGUGCGCGCCGGCCUUCACGGGGCCCGAGUGCCAGUACCCGGCCAGCAGCCCCUGCACGUCCAACCCCUGCUACAACGGGGGCACCUGCGAGUUCUUCAGCGACGCCUCCCCCUACUACCGCUGCAACUGCCCCGCCAACUUCAACGGCCUCAACUGCCACAUCCUCGACUUCGAUUUCCAGGGUGGGAUCGGGCAGGACAUCAUCCCGCCCAAAAUCGAGGAGAAGUGCGAGAUUGCCGUUUGUGCGGGGUACGCCGGCAACAAGAUCUGCGAUGGGAAAUGCAACAACCACGCCUGUGGCUGGGACGGAGGGGACUGCUCCCUCAACUUCAACGACCCCUGGAAGAACUGCUCCCAGUCUCUGCAGUGCUGGAAGUACUUCAACGACGGCAAGUGCGACUCCCAGUGCAAUAACGCCGGCUGCCUCUACGAUGGGUUCGACUGCCAGAAAUACGAAGGGCAGUGCAACCCUCUGUAUGAUCAGUACUGCAAAGAUCACUUCUCAGAUGGUCACUGUGACCAGGGCUGCAACAACUUCGAGUGCGAAUGGGACGGUCUGGACUGUGCGAACAACAUGCCGGAGAAGCUUGCGGAUGGCACGCUGGUGGUGGUGGUGCUCAUCACUCCCGAGAACCUGAAGAACAACUCCUUCAACUUCUUGCGGGAGCUGAGCCGCGUGCUGCACACCAACGUGGUCUUCAAGAAGAACCCCAAGGGGGAGUAUAUGAUCUUUCCGUACUACGGCAAUGAGGAGGAACUGAAAAAGCAUUACAUCAAGAGGUCAACAGAGGACUGGUCAGAUAUGUCUAGUGCUGUCAUCAACAAAGUAAAGAGCAGCCUCUACUCACGGGCUGGCAGAAGGCAGAAGAGAGAGCUCGAUCAGAUGGACAUCAGAGGAUCCAUCGUCUACUUGGAAAUUGAUAACCGCCAGUGCAUCCAGUCGUCUUCCCAGUGCUUCCAGAGCGCAACCGAUGUGGCGGCGUUCCUGGGUGCCUUGGCCUCCCUUGGCAACCUGAACAUACCCUACAAAAUAGAAGCUGUGAAAAGUGAAACAGCUGAGCCCACGAAGAACUCCCAGCUGUAUCCUAUGUUCGUGGUGGUGGCUGUGCUGGUCUUGCUUGCUUUCAUUGGAGUGGGAGUACUGGUGUCUCGUAAGCGGCGCAGGGAGCAUGGGCAGCUUUGGUUCCCAGAAGGCUUCAAAGUGACCGAGUCGAGCAAGAAGAAGCGACGAGAACCGCUUGGGGAGGAUUCUGUUGGACUGAAACCCCUCAAAAAUGCUUCGGACGGCACGCUGAUGGAUGACAACCAAAAUGAGUGGGGCGAUGAGGAGACCUUGGACACCAAGAAGUUCAGGUUCGAGGAGCAGGCGAUGCUGCCCGACACGGACGAUCAGACAGAUCACCGGCAGUGGACCCAGCAGCACCUGGACGCCGCUGACCUGCGCAUAUCCUCCAUGGCACCUACCCCACCGCAGGGAGAAAUCGAUGCCGACUGUAUGGAUGUCAACGUCAGAGGUCCCGAUGGCUUCACCCCUCUCAUGAUCGCCUCGUGCAGCGGAGGAGGACUGGAGACGGGCAACAGUGAAGAGGAAGACGAUGCUCCUGCCGUCAUCUCGGAUUUCAUUUACCAAGGCGCCAGCUUACACAACCAGACUGACCGCACCGGCGAGACGGCUCUUCACCUGGCUGCCCGCUACUCCCGCUCGGACGCUGCCAAGCGCCUGCUGGAAGCCAGCGCCGACGCAAACAUCCAGGAUAACAUGGGCAGGACACCCCUCCACGCCGCCGUCUCUGCUGAUGCCCAGGGAGUCUUCCAGAUCCUGAUUAGGAACAGGGCAACCGAUCUCGACGCCCGAAUGCAUGACGGGACCACUCCUCUGAUCUUGGCCGCUCGCUUGGCCGUGGAGGGCAUGCUGGACGAUCUCAUCAACUGCCAUGCAGACGUCAAUGCCGUGGACGAUCUAGGCAAGUCGGCGCUGCACUGGGCCGCUGCUGUGAAUAAUGUUGAAGCCGCAGUGGUCCUCCUGAAGAAUGGUGCCAAUAAGGAUAUGCAGAACAAUAAGGAGGAGACCCCACUGUUCCUCGCAGCCAGGGAAGGGAGCUACGAAACCGCCAAGGUCCUGCUGGACCAUUUCGCCAACCGUGACAUCACGGACCACAUGGACCGGCUCCCGCGGGACAUCGCCCAGGAGCGCAUGCACCACGACAUCGUGAGGCUGCUGGAUGAGUACAACCUGGUGCGGAGCCCACCGCUGCACAACGGCCCGCUGGGGGCACCCACCCUGUCCCCACCGCUCUGCUCACCCAACAGCUACAUCAGCAACCUGAAACCGGCCGUCCAGGGCAAGAAGGCCAGGAAGCCGAGUACCAAGGGCCUGAGCUGCAACGGCAAAGAUGCCAAAGACCUCAAAGCCCGGAGGAAAAAAUCGCAAGAUGGGAAAGGAUGUCUGCUGGACAACUCCAGUGUGUUGUCUCCAGUGGACUCCUUGGAGUCGCCCCAUGGGUACCUGUCAGAUGUCGCCUCUCCUCCGCUGAUGACC
Molecule: messenger RNA, 2643 nt
Organism: Apaloderma vittatum (bar-tailed trogon)
Lineage: Eukaryota; Metazoa; Chordata; Aves; Trogoniformes; Trogonidae
Product: neurogenic locus notch homolog protein 1-like
Exons: 10
Biological process (GO): regulation of DNA-templated transcription; cell differentiation; Notch signaling pathway
Cellular component (GO): membrane
Molecular function (GO): protein binding; signaling receptor activity
Source: RefSeq, a predicted model, not a curated record